Schistosoma bovis is the source of this 9458-nucleotide messenger RNA. Lineage: Eukaryota; Metazoa; Platyhelminthes; Trematoda; Strigeidida; Schistosomatidae. The record is from the annotation of a GenBank genome assembly.
AUCACUAAUUUCUUUUGUUUAUAUCAUGAUUGGUUUUUAUACAUAUUAGUAUUUAUUUAUUUACUUGAACACAUAGAUAUUGGUACAAGGAAGCACCAAAUACAUAUGCGCCACACAAAUCACAUUAGAUAUGUGUUAGGGCUGUGAUACUGCCUGGUUGCCCAAACCGGAGCACGUGGUUCUCUUAGUAGGCCACACCCGGAGCCUUCGACCUGAAGGUCUGACCCACAAGGUAGUGGAGCAUCGUAAGGAGAUGCACUCUCAUGGUAGCCGGUGACCAACGACUGGUUCAUACGCUAUUUGUUCCCUCAGGAAAAUGGAGCCCAUAUGCACCAUUGGUUUGGAAUCAGGGUUUUUCAACUUCCCUGGGUUGACUAUCCAUAUCUACCGACCCGGUUAAUGCUCCGGACAUUCGCUUAUCGUCCUCUCAAUUUCGUAAACAACACCCCUUCGUGAGAAGGCAGUGAGUAGGACUUACCUGAUAAUAAUUGUAUACGCGUGACCGUGUGAGAGUAUUUCAAGAGGGAGAAGGGACUCUCCCCAUUCUCGGCCGCACCAGGGCAUUUGGGGGCACAUAUUAGUAUUGUGAAAAUUCUACAUUCAUGACAGGAUCUUUCAUUCAGUUUAAUUAUGAUAAUUCCUAAAUAGAAUGUUCAGUUGAUAAAUGAAUUUCACUGAUGUUUGCCUAUGUGCUAUAUUCUGAAAUUCAUAAGUCUCGACUUUAUGGACGUCCACCUCAAAACUUACCACCGUAUUAUCAACUAAAUUUAAUUCUUUUUCACUGAACUAUACAAGUUCCUACAAAACACUAACGUGAGAUGAUUAAGAUGACUAAAAGUUGGAUAAGUUUUUACCUCAAUAAUUCUAUAAUUUUUGACAACACAUUGGUUAACUAAAGCAAAGAAAACAAUCCAUGGAUUAUUAAUUACUCUCUUGUUGUCUAUCGAACAAAUUUAUUCAAGUGUAAAUGAAUAUAUAUUUCAUACAAAUCAGUGAUAUUUGUAUAUACUUUUUAUAUUUGCAAUAAAUCAAUAAUGGAAAUCUAAUAUCAUUGAAAGUAGAUCACUUUUCUCAGAACAAUGUAUUUAGUUCAUUCUGAUUAUGUGACUACCAAUGUGUUUUUUAUUACUAAUAGACAUUUGUAAUUAACACUUUAUCAACAUUCAUUAAUUAUGAUAGAUGAAGAAAAUAAGAUAUAUUUAUUUCAGCCAUUAAAAUCUACAUUUAAUUAUAGUCAAACUAAUAUAAUAGUUUGAUCUUUGUAUAUAUAAGUCCAUAAUAUUUUCUUGAUUUGUUAAGUAGGAUAAACAAGAGCAUAUAUUUUAAGAUAUACAUUGGUUAACAUUCUACCUUAAUAAAGAAAUUUACUGAAUUUUGUGCUUUGAAUGAUUCAUAAGUUACUAUGUGUCGUUCUUUUUCUGUUGCUAAACGAGACUAAUCUUGGGAUGUUAACACAUCUGAUAUUUGUAGCAUCGUAGCAAAUAUAAUCGUAAUUCAGUUACAUAUAAUUUCUAAAUGUUUCUUUGAUUUUGAAUUCAGUACAUAUCGUGUAUAGUGGAGUCGAUUCAUCUAUGAAUUUCAGAACUUAUGUAAAACGUAAUGAGGUUAUAAUUGGUUUUUCUCGUUAUACCUUUCAAAUUUUUAUAAGUAUUUUAGUUACACAUUGCAUGAUGCAUGCAUGAACGCAGACAAUAAUAUCUGUAUGGAUAUUUGUCUUUAUUUUUAUGCAUCGAUAAAGUGGCUUUUCCGACAUCUACUAAAAAGUCUGUUUUUAUUAUCUAUUUGAAAAAUUCUUUCGAGGACUACUGUAAUCAAUCAUUUACAACUGUAAACAUCUACCAUCUUUAUUAAAAGCUGUGGAUAUGGAUCUAACCAACAACGUUUCUUCAUUACAAUAAGACAUUACCUCCAAUAAAAGUUAAAAGAUAAAAAUACAUUGACAGAUUAAUUUUAUUAGGAAGUGUUAUAUUAAGAUCAUGUAGUUGAGGAAAAUUAUAAAUAUUUCAUGUUGGACACAUUUAUAUAUUCCAAUAACGUGUGAACAGUACACAGUCUGUUUAUCUAUAAAUAUGUAUUAAAAAUAUUUACAAAAUCAAAUGUUCUAUGAAAGUGUAGGAUAAUGAUCGUUUUAUUUCCUUAUAUAUAAAAACAUCUAAACGGCUAGAUGAAAAUUUUAAGCUACUGGGAGUUAAAAGAUCAUGGGAAAUAUAAAAAAAUAAAAACACUAAGCAAGUAAUUUGUCAUGUUUUGUAAUUUCUCAGCAAUUCACAUACUUUUACUCUAAAAAUCAUAUAGCUAACCAAAAAUUUGCAUCUCCUUAAUCUCUAAAAAUGUUUGACUGAAUGAGUUAGAAUAAAUAAUGACUGAAGAUUAAAACUUCUAUCAGGAUUGUAAACUAAGUACUUAUGAAACAUAUCCAUUCACAAGAAAACAUGCCUUUAUCAUUUUUAUGAAUGAUGCAAACAAUAAAGAUUACUGAGUACAAAUAAUAUGAAUUUAACUGCCAUUGAACUACAAGAGAACAAAUGUGCACAAGAUAUAAAGAAAGAUUCGAAAUAACUGAAUGAUCGAACAUAUUUAUCAAAUAAUUGCACAAUACAUAUAAAUGACUAAUGGAAUAACUGAUUUAAAUGGAUAUGUUACUCAUUCUAACUAGAUAAUAAAGCAAGCAACUUAAAUCAUACUCUACGAAAACCAUUGAAAAUAGAUAAUAAUAAAAGACGUAAACAACAAUGACAAAUUAACUGCUGUUAAAUAGAGUUUUCUUCUAAAGUGAAGGCAUUAUUAAAAUAUCAAAGUAAAUUAUUAACCAACUAAACCGUAGAGAAUAAACUAAGAAAUCGUUAAAUCUGAAAGGACUAAUGAUCACUCUUUAAAGGCCAAAUAAAAAUAAUUUUCCAAAAUUUAUGACUAUGAUUUUAUUAAAACAAUAAGACUCGGUAUAUUCAAACUUUAAAAAUCUGAAAAAUUAAAUUUAUAGACUUAAAUCACAAUAUAUAAAAUUGAUCAAUGAGACGAGUAAAUAACGUGAGCAAGUUAUUAUCCUAAUGUAAAACGUAGUUGUAUAUAAGAUGUUAAAGGCUGUUUUUAGCUUCUGAGAAUAUGCUCAAUUUGGUCAUCAUUACUUACUAUUCAGAAAUCAGAUAUUUUAAUCCUGAAUUGAACAUUAUCAAAAAUAAAUGUUAAGCUCAUAUUCAAUGCCUAUGAAAUGUUGAAAUUUCAGAGAAACAAAUAGAAUAUUUGUAAUGUCGAAAAAUUUCGAGAACAGAAAGCUAUACUUUCUUAACUUUUAGCCUUACAAUAUUUCGAAAAACCGUGCAUUUUUUUGAUGGAUCAUAAAAAUUAAUUAAUUGUUAUAUCCCGGUGAGAAUCAUGAAUGGUAACUUUUGAGAUCCAUUUGUGGACCGAUCCUUUGCGUAUAAUUUUACCAUAUAAUCGUUAAAUAAAUGAAAUAUUCAUAUUGGUUUUUCUAUUAUUAUGAGCUUUAUUUUAACCUAUGAACUGUUAUUAUACGACUUACCAUUCUUGAGUUAUACCCAGUCUAUCAAUUACUACCCCCCACAUUCACAGCCACUUUUGGCUAAAUCUUGUACAAAUAUUUCUUCCUAUUUUAUGAUACGAUGUGGUCUGUCUGGUCGGUAUAUAAACCCAGUAUGUUUGAAAUAAACGAUUUAUACUGCAGAGGCUGAGACUGGUGUUCUAGACUUAACUGGCUGGGCUAGGCGGAAAGCAGGACCAAUCAGGACUCUAGACUGCUCGCAUGGUUUUUAUGCGUCAUUGUUCCGAUCGAUAAUUCACUGUUCUCUAAUUGGCGAUAUCGUCACGUUAUACAUUGAUAGGAAACAGAGUAAAAGUUAUAAUAAUGUGAAAACAAAAUAUGUUUUUGAAUAAUUUAAUUUAACAUCGUGCAAAUUAAACCAUUUCUUCCAAGUUAUAUAACUAAAUAAAAGAGGGAGAAAAAAAUAUCCGAUUUCCGCACUUUUAAAGAUGAUCUGUCAUAAAGCACUUCACAUUCUACCUAUUUGUGUUAAUGACUGCUUAUACUAACCAUUUAUAUCCUUUUUGUAUAAUUCAUAUGAUUCUAUUAUUUUUGUCUAAAUAAUUCGUAACAAUGAUUACUUGAAUUUAAAAUGUUAUCUAAACUACUAUUGGUCAAUUCAUGUUUUCAUGAUUGCAUCAAUUGACCAAUCAGAAAAAACUACUAAUUACAAAAAGAAAAGUAUUAAUUAAUUAAAUCCUUACUCCUAUGUAUAUAAAACAACUGUUGUAUAAUUAUGACGUAAAGCGUAUCCUGUUUCAAGAGUGUCGAGAUUUCAUCUGAUUUAAAUAAACAGUGAUUAAACUAUUUUUAUUCAGGAAAAAGAAGUCAAUUAUUAUGAAGACAUUCAAUUGAUGAACAAGAAGUAUUUUCAUUACUUACUUUCCUUUAUUGAAAUCAACACUAUUUUGAAAUACAACUAUUAUCCUUUUCUUUAUACAUAUUCAAUUUUUCAACUUGUACGUCAGUAUUUAUUUUCUAAGGAAAAUCACUGUUCAUAAUUUUUUUCUGGUUAAAUUUUAAUGAUGAACACAAUGUAUAUCAAUAUUUCAACCAAUCAUUUAAUGGUUCAAAGAUGCUUGUAAACAAUCCUGAUAAAAUUGCUUAUUGUAUUUUCAAAGUUAUUCCUUGGCAGGUAGUACAAACGUUAUCAAAGAAAAUAAACUAUAUGGAUAUAUGUUUUAUGAUGAAAAUGAAAGAUCAUAUUAGUUGCUCUCAAAUAGAAACUGUACUGAUUCAUUAUUGAUUUUGUAUAGUUAUUGAUUUCUUUUAAAAUUUCAUAUUAUAUUUCAUAUCUUAUCACCUGGAAUUUGGAGUGUAUUCAGUCGAUUACAAAUGAAACUGCUUUUAAAUAAUUAUCAUAAUUUACUCUUAACAUCAAUAUUCUUGUUAUUAUCCCUAACAUCGUUAAAUAAUUUAUUUAUCCAAUGUGAUUUAUUAUUCAAUGAAGAAGAUCAUCAUUACAACAAUAAUCAUCGCGAAAAGAAUAUAACCAAUAAUAAUAAUAAUGAUGAAUCAUUUCACCAUGUCGAAAAAAAUGCAAACGUGAAGAAUCAUGUUCAUGAAAGUUUGGAAGCCGAUGAAUAUCAUACAGAAAAUAUUGAGAAUGAGAGCGCAAAUCAAAGUGACGUAUUGUCAAAAUCAAUAACUGAAGUAAAUCAUGAUAGAUCAUUACCUGUGACAAAUAAUGCACCUAAUAAUGUUACUGAUAAUAAAUACCCAAUAACUAAAAUAGUUUCAAACAAAUCAUCAUUGUAUAAAUAUUCAUUGAACCAAGAUGUAUCUAAUAAAAAAUUAAUUAAUAAUAGAAAAGUAUCUAAUAGUAAAUAUUUAUCUUCUUGGGCAUUUUCAGCACCAUCAACACUGAUUAAGUCUUCAACAAAAAUUGUUGAGAAUUGGCCACUUAGCGACUAUCGUAUUGAAUUCAUUGAAGAUUUAAUUCAAAAAAAUAUUGGAAUAAAAUUCAAAGACAAUGAUAAUAAUAAUUUUUCGCAAAUGAUUAUUAUGCCAAAAACAUCUUCAAUUUAUUUAGUGAAAAAUCGAGGAACUCUGUUAAAGUUAGACAUGACGACAUUCGAACAACAUGAUAAAUAUACACUACCGACGUCAUUAAAGUCUAUGCCAGAAUGCAACGAUUCUUGGUCAUGUCACUCAAUGAAGGAAAUCAGUUUACUUGCUAAAAUGCCUGAUGAACGUAUGAUAUGGAUCUGCUAUGUGACCCAUCAUUCUCACGAAAAUCGUCCUAAUCUACUUGCAGAAAGUGGUUGCAUGGUCCCGACGGUUGAAAAUCUGGCCGUACCAUUAAUUCAAUGGGAAAAUCCUCAUUUCAAUUCACUAUAUCCUGAUAAACCACCCAGUGUUCUUAAUGCAGCUGAUGGAUUCACUUAUAUAUCUGCAUUUACUUUAGAUUACUUGCGUAUAUUUCGUGCUUAUAUGCCAGAUUGGAAUGGAAAUUUCAAUUGGACAGGUGCAUUGGUCACUGAUAAAAAUCCAACAUUUAUAGCAGAACCCGCGCAAAUUUUAUUAACUUUCGAAACAAUUGAUGAAAUUUAUUUCGUUCUUCGAGAACAACCAAAUUCACAAAUGUCUAGAUGUGAAGAAAAUGUAGGUAGUUCUAUAAACCAUUUAUCUAAAGUUGAAAAAUUAAAACGAUUGCACCAGCCUUACUGUUUAACAAGUGUUGCACGUUUAGUAAGAGUUUGUAAAGGUGAUCCAGGUGGUUUGCCAUAUAUUAGCUCAAAUCGUUUUGCUACAUUUGCAAAAGCUGAUUUAAUAUGUCCAGCUACAAAUGAAAAUGGUGGAUAUUUUAGCUAUACACACAUUUCAACAGCUUAUUGGGAUAAUAAUACACAAUUACUUUACGCAACAUUUACAACGGAAAAAUCAGCUCCAGUUGGAAGUGCUUUAUGUAUUUAUAGUUUGAAUGAACUUAAAGCUUCGUUCAAUGGACCACUAGUUCGUACUAAUGAAAAACAAAAUGAUUUAAAAUCGUCUCCUGUAUCAAAUUCAUUUUCAAAUAUUUGCACAAGAUUCAAUUCCAAAAAUAGAACUGAAGAAGAAGUAACAGUCGGACGACUUUUAUCUUUACGUUUCCCUUAUCGUUAUUUGCCAGUCAAACCACUACAUGGUCAUGCUUUAUUGUCACAAACUGGUGAUAAAUGGGUGCAUUUGCAGGCUUAUAAUUUGCCUUCAGUAACAAAUUACAUUCAAAGUGAUGAACAGAUAAAAACAAGUAUCAUAUGGAUUGGUACAAAGGAACAUUUGACUCAAUUCGUAGUAUAUGCUUACAACGAUGUAAUAUCACCUACUGGAGAAACGUAUUCAACAGAUUACCAGUACAAAGCGAUACCAAUUAUAUGCAAACUCAAAGAGAUUUUACUUGGACGUCAGAUUGAAGCAAUAAUCCUUCAGUUACCGCCAGAUAGAUUGGAUUCGAAUGUUAACAAGGAGUUAGAAAUAAAUAUUGACACCAUUUCGAAUAAAAGGAAUCUUUCCAAACGAAUUGGGGACGUAAGCGUGGAAUCAGUUAGAACAUCACAAGUAAAUAGACUUUAUGGUGAAGAGAUAGUUGGUAAAGCAGAAAAAGAAGAAAUUCGUCGUAUCGAAAUAUCAGGUUCUUACUUACAUAUCAUGACAAAUAAACAAUUAUUCCGUCUACCACUAACACGUUGCUCUGAAUAUCAAACAUUUGAUGACUGUCUCAACUCAAAAGAUCCUCACUGUGGUUGGAAUUGGUCCGAAGGUAGAUGUUCAAGUGGUUAUCUGUUUGAGUCUACCGUACAAAUUAACCGUUUAAAUACAUUUUCACCAUCGAUCGAUCAUAGACAACGAAGUAAUCAUCAAUGUCCAACAAAAAGUUUUACAUUUGAAAAAGAUAAAGAGAAUUCAUGGACAAAGUGGUACGAUUGCAAUUGGAUUGCCUCACUACAAACAAGUGAUCCGGUUCCUAUAACAAUUCACAAUCAACCGACUGAUGAUGUCAAUGAAAAUGUUGGUGACAAAAUCUCAAUGAAAUUACUGGGAAGUUGUUUAUGCCGUUUAUGCAUCAGCCAAGUUAAUUGUGUUCUUGGAAUCCAGCAGGUUAAGAACUGUACUCGUUUCGAUCAAAAUUGGCUUCCUUGGUCUAUUUGGAGUGACUGUGAUCCAACUACUAAUAUUCAAAUACGGAAAAGGCAAUGUCGAUCCAAUGCAGUUUGUUCUGGAAGCAGUAUCGAACAACGAUCUUGUUUGGACGAUGACAGCUGGUUUAGAAAAUCCAAUGUUAUACCGAAAUCAGCCAGUUACUAUAAAUCAAGAAUUCAUUACACUACACAAGCUGACGGUUACACUCUUACACAUUUGAUACUUGUAGUAAUAUGUGGAUUAUUAACUGGCAGUUUAUUAACAGUUAUAUUAUUUUGGUCAUGUAGAUGUCAUCGUUGGUCAUAUGUUGUGGAUGAUAUUGCUAAAUUAACAAAGAAAAAUCAUAUGAAAACUAUUCCUACUCAUUGUAAAGGUCAACUACCUUAUGCAAGUCAACAAACUUGUUUAACUACUAGCGAACCGUUAAGUAAACAUUCAUGGAGUUUAAUUGAUGAAAAAGAACCUAUCUGGUGUAAUAAAUCAGGUAAUAUAGCACAAACACCAACAGAUACACGUUACGAAUAUCUACCAUGUACUCAUGUUAUACCAACUAAUACCAGAUUUAACAGAUCAGUUGGUCGAAAGUCAACAAAAAUAUGUCAUUUAAACACCCCAUGUCAUGAUAUACCGACAAGUGUAUACUUACUAUCCAAUACACCGUCACCAACUUCAGUGACAAGUAACCCGUCAACAACUUCAACGUUACUGAAAGACAAGUUUACAUUUGAUUCAUUUGCUGAACAAAAUUCAAAUGUUUUAGGUGAUUGUAAAACUAAUCUACUUAAUAUUACACCUGAUAACAAAAAUGAGAAUAACAACGAAAAUCUAGGGAAUUUAUACUUAACUGGUUAUUUCUAUGCUGCACCAAUAGAACCAAUACAUAACCAACCGAUAACAUCAACAAAAAAUUCUUUACCGACAACAAGAAUCAAUAUUGAAUUACCUGAACAUCAUGACUAUCAAACUAGACAAAUCCCUACAAUAUCUUCAUAUUAUAAUCAAAUAAAUACUGGUCUUGUUAUUCCAAAAUCUAUUCUUGUACAACCUACAUUGUCAUCAUUUAGAGAAAAUGAACACUUAAACAAUAAUAUCAUUAGUAAUACUAUGAUAACAACAAAAUGUAUUGAUGGUGAAACUUUUACAGUUACAGAAAAUCCAGUACAACUUUCAUAAUCUUGUUCUAUAGGUUAUAAACGCUUAUUCUUUAUAAAAACAAACAAACAAAACAUGGUUAAACAAAAGAAUUCAACGAUAAUGUUUUAGGUAAUAAAUAAUUUUCAAAAGUGUCAACAUUCAAUAUUUGUGUGUAAAACCAAAAAAAAAGAAAAAAUUCGUUUUUCUUUCAUAUUUCUUCAUCUAAACGUGAUUUAAAAUAUUUAGGAAAAAUAAGUAGUAUGAAACGAAAUCUUCAGAAGGAUAUUUCAUCAUUGUCCUGUACAAUCUUGUUUAUCAACUUGAAUUAUUUAAAAUGAUGUUUAUCAUAAUUAUUAUCGUUAUAAAUAUUAUCAUUAUCAUCAAUAGUAAUAAUAAUAAUAAUAAUAAUAGUCUCUUUGAGAAAAUAUUAUCAUUACUAUGAAUAAAACUAUAAAUUUACAUGGAAAUCUAUAUUUGAAUGACUAUUUAAACACUGAAAUUGAAUGUAUUAUCCUUAAUGAAACAUUAGAAGUUAGCUUCAUAUAAUAUAAGACUUAUAUAUGUAAAAUUUAUCGAUGUAUUUAGUCAUUUUAAUUAAUAAUUGUAAAGUUUGUUUAUUUUAUACAACAAAAACAACAAAAGUAUUAUUGCAUGCUUAACAUUU